AUGCCGCUGCCAGAUUUGUGUUUCAGGCACAUCGGCAGACGUCGGCAACGAUCCUUCUACAUGAACUGCAUUGGCUGCAGGUUUGUCAGAGUUUGCCUCCACGCAGUUGUUCUAGCGUCGUCUGUUCUGAUAGCAACCUGUCAGUUCUACAACCCAAGAGAAGGCGGAGUGUUUUGCGUGUUUGACUUUCAAUGUCCCAGGUCCUACUUGUGUGACAACAGCCACUGUAAAAAACCGACGAACGAUAAUUGGGAAACAUCUGAGAAUGAAAACGAAUCUGGAUCGAAAAACGAGGAUAGCAAAGAAGUGACAACAGCGACAUCAACAAAUGAGACAACCACCGAGCCUACAACAGAUAAUCCAACGACAACUGUUGUUCCAACAACCGCUGAGCCAACAACAGCUGAACCAACAACAGCCGAGCCAACAACAGCUGAGCCAACAACAGCAGAGCCAACAACAGCUGAGCCAACAACAACCGAGUCUACAACAGCUGAGCCAACAACAGCUAAGACUACAACAGCUGAGCCCACAACAGUUCAACCAACAACAGCUGAGUCAACAACAGCUAAGCCAACAACAGCUGAGCCAACAACAGCUGAGCUAACAACAGCCGAGUCUACAACAGCUGAGCCAACAACAGCUAAGACUACAACAGCUGAGCCCACAACAGCCGAGCCAACAACAGCUGAGCCAACAACAGCUGAGCCAACAACAGCUGAGCCAACAACAGCCGAGUCUACAACAGCUGAGCCAACAACAGCUAAUACUACAACAGCUGAGCCAACAACAGCUGAGCCAACAACAGCUGAGCCAACAACAGCCGAGUCUACAACAGCUGAGCCAACAACAGCUGAGCCAACAACAGCCGAGUCUACAACAGCUGAGCCAACAACAGCUAAGACUACAACAGCUGAGCCCACAACAGUUGAGCCAACAACAGCUGAGCCAACAACCGCUGAGCCAACAACACCGGAGCCAACAACAGCUGAGUCAACAACAUCUGAGCCAACAGCAGCUGAGCCAACAACAGCUGAGUCUACAACAGCUGAGCCAACAACAUCCCAGUCUACAACAGCCGAGUCUACAACAGCCGAGUCUACAACCGCUGAGCCAACAACAGCUGAGCCAACAACAGCUGAGCCAACAACACCUAAGCCAACAACAGCUGAGUCAACAACAGCUGAGCCAACAACAGUUGAGCCAACAACAGCCGAGUCUACAACAGCUGAGCCCACAACAGCUGUGCCAACAACCGCUGAGCCAACAACCGCUGAGCCAAUCACAGCUGCGCCAACCACUGAGGUGCCAACUACCGCUGAGCCAACAACGGUUGCAUCAACAACAGUUGAGCCAACCACAGCUGAACCAACAACCGCUGAGCCCACAACAGCUGAGCCAACGACCACUGAGCCAACAAUAGCUGAGACAACAACAACUAAGUCAACAACCGCUGAGCCAACAACCGUUGAACCAACAACCACUGAGACAAGAACUGCUGUGUCAACCACUGCUGCGUCAACUACUGCUGCGUCAACCACUGCUGCGACAGCAACUGCUGUGUCAACCACUGCUGCGGCAACAACUGCUGCGCCAACCACUGUUGCGACAACAACUGCUGCGUCAACCACUGCUGCGUCAACCACUGCUGCGACAACAACUGCUGAGUCAACCACUGCUGCGACAACCACUGCUGCGACAACAACUGCUGCGACAACAACUGCUGCGUCAACCACUGCUGCGACAACAACUGCUGCGUCAACAACUGCUGCGACAACAACUGCUGCGUCAACCACUGCUGCGACAACCACUGCUGCGACAUCAACUGCUUCUGUACCCUCGAAGGAAACAACCAGUCCCGAUGCAGCGGGCAAAAAAUGUAUAACAGAGAAACAAUGUCCAGGCGACGACAUAAUGUGCAUAAUGGGAACUUGUGUGAAGAAGCAACAGUGUUCUUUCAGAGGUGAUUGCGAGAAAAACUUGGCCGAAUGCGUUGGGGGAAGGUGUGAGAAGAUAGCAUGCAGUUCAGCUCAGGAGUGUCCGUUUUUCAUGAAUUGUGAAGACUCUCUUUGUGAGGGCAUUUCAUGCAGUGAGCCUUGGGAAUGCCGCGGAGGAACUACGUGCACUGACAAGGGUUUCUGCUACCAGGAUAUUGGAUUUCGUUCUAAAUACUCAAAAGUAGAGAACAAAAACUCUGAAAUGGUUUUGGAAGAAGCAAAGAGUUUGACUGACGGCCAUGCACGUAAUAACAAAAUCAUCAUGGACUCGAAUAAGCUAAAAGACACCCAAUACGCUUUUUAGGAGGAAAGUUUUGUAGUUGAUCGCCACAUCGCGUAGCUGAUAUCUAAGGGAUCCAGCUUUGGAUGAAGUAUAAUAAAGUCGCAAAGAAACAGAACAUUUUCUUAUUUCAAGCUGCCAUUAAUUGCC
Molecule: messenger RNA, 2427 nt
Organism: Symsagittifera roscoffensis
Lineage: Eukaryota; Metazoa; Xenacoelomorpha; Acoela; Convolutidae
Product: mucin-2-like
Exons: 4
Coding region: 1-2301 (766 amino acids)
Source: RefSeq, a predicted model, not a curated record